This is a messenger RNA of Loxodonta africana (African savanna elephant), 7619 nucleotides long. RefSeq names its product cadherin related family member 4 (gene CDHR4). NCBI's taxonomy places the organism in Eukaryota, Metazoa, Chordata, Mammalia, Proboscidea, Elephantidae. The transcript has 20 exons. Gene Ontology annotation, biological process: homophilic cell-cell adhesion. The record is from RefSeq and is a predicted model, not a curated record. Gene Ontology annotation, molecular function: calcium ion binding. Gene Ontology annotation, cellular component: plasma membrane. Bases 2112 to 4580 code for a protein of 822 amino acids.
GUGGUGGUGGUGGUGAAGAGGUUAAGAAAACCAGACUCCCUGCAACCUUAGAGAGAAAUGCAUGUUUUGUUUUGGGUGUGCUGGGGAGCACUGGGAUACUUUGAGCAGGGAAUUACCUGGCGUGUCUCCUUUUUAAAGAAUUCUGGCUGCUGUAGGAGAACCAACUGUGUAAUCAGAGUGGAAGCUCCUGCCCUCAUGCAGGCAAGGGAGGGGAUUGGCCUGGAUCUGCGAGGAGCAGGUUCACAGAAGGUGUCAGUUUGGGGUAUAUUUUGGACCUAAAACCAAGCCUUGCUAAUGCAUGGAUGUGGAUAGGAAAAGAAAGGCAUCAAGCAUGACUCCUAGAUUUCUGGCCUAAAUGACUAGUUGAAUGGAGUUUGCAUGAACUGAUCUGGGAAAUACCAAGGAAGAGUGAGUUUGGAGAGGAAAAUUAAAUGAUCAUUUGUGGAUUUGAGAUGCCCAUUAGACAUCCAAGAGGGAAUGCAGGGUUGAUCUUGGGCUGUGUGACUCCGGAGUUUGGGAGAGAGGCCAGCACUGGAUGCUUGGAUCUGGGAGACAAAGUAAGUGGAUGUUAUUUAAGGCCAUGGGCCUGUAUGAGAUGGGAAGAGAUAAGUGUAGACAGAGGAGGGCAGCAGGUAGGACUGAGUUCUGGAACAUUCCACCAUUAGGAGGUUGAGGAUAUGAAGCAGAACCAGCAAAGGAGCUGGGCAGGAGUGGCCAGGGAGGUGGGAGGAUACCAGAAAGAGUGUGGGAUUUGGAAGCCAAUGGGAGCAAACAUCAAACAAUCCUGAGGAAUCACCAAUCCCAAGGAAGUGAGUAGAAGCCACUGGAUUCAGCAGUGUGCAGGUCACUGAGGACCCUGACCAGGGAAGUUUUGUGGAAGGAGGGACGAACCUGACUACAGUGGGUACAGAGAGUGAGAGGUGAGGAACUGGAGAGUACAAGUGUAGCCACUUUUACAAAAUUGACAUGUAACAUAAAUACGAUAAACAGAAAAAUCUCAAAGGUACAAGGAGCCCUCGUGGCACAGUGGUUAACCACUUGGCUGCUAACCAGAAGGUUGGUGGUUCGAACACACCUGCUGCUCAGUGGGAAAAAGAUGUGGCAGUCUUCCAUAAAGAUUUAAGGUCUUGAAAACCCUAUGGGGCAGUUCUACUCUAUCCUAUAGGGUCACUGUGAAUUGGGAUCAACUCGAUGGCAGUGGGUUUGCUUUUUUAGUUUUCAGAGGUACAGCUCAAUAAAUGUUGAAAUCUGUAGACCCCUGUGCACUGGACACCCAGGUGAAGAUAUAGAACAUCCCCACACCUCCAGAAGGCCACCUCGUACCCCUCCUAGCUGAUAAUUCCAGAGGUAACUACUAAUUUGAUUUCUAUUCUAUCCCAAUGAUUCCUUUUCCUUGUUGAAUGUAGACAACUUUUGAGAGAUUUUGCUGAUGGUUGGAACUCAGGUGUCAUGGGCAGAUCAUGUUCUCAUGAGGGUAGAGAGGAGACAGCUAGAGUUCAUGUGCUGUGUGUGGGGUAACAUACCCUGGGCCCAAUUUUCCUGGGCACUGUGCUUGCUCUGUCUCCAAGGACUGAGCGAUCAGGAUUUCCCCAAGCCUCAGUUUCCCCAUCUGAAUCUUUAUCCUCCUCCUUUCGUGUUCCGUUAGGGUUGUGGUAAUGAAUGGGUUGGGGACAGUGGGAAAUGGGAUUGUCUAUGCCUACCUGGGAUCUACAGCUUAGUCACCAGGGAUGGGCGGGGCUAGAAUCUGGUUGGUCCAGGAGUCCUGCCUGCCCAGCUGUGUCUGAGCAACUGACCUGGCAACCAGGUAAGCCUGUCAAACACAUCAAGCUUUCGGGAGUGCUGACUGUAUCUUCUGGCCACCAUGGAGCUACUCAGGCCCCUCGUGCUCCUUCUUGCUCUGGGUGUCUUUGGUGAGGAGCUGGUGGGUAGGGGAGCCCCAGUUCUCACCUCCAACUCCACAGUGGAGUUCUGGCCUUUCUUAGAUAAGCUACUAUGGAGGACAGGGACUGGGGAAGAGCCAGGAAAGGGCAGGGGUAAGAGCCUCUGACCCUCAUUUCUCAUCUUGGUUGCUUCCUCAACCAAGUCUGUGAAAUGAGCUGACCCACAUUUAGAUGUGGGGGACAGAGAAGGGCUUUGGCUGCUUGGCCCCAAGACUCUGCAGUAGACAGGCAGGGCUAUGCUCACAUCUGUGGUUCUGUGAGCAUAGGGGGGCCUCCGGCCUGAAUCACCUGCCCCUUGCAGACCUCCACAGCCAGCCCUGGUUCAUGAAUAUCUCUGAGAGCCUGGGCCCUGGCACAGUUCUUGAGCCUUUCCCCUUCAACUGCACCUCCUCUGCACCCACCUUGGAGCUGCUCUAUGUGCAGCCACCCACCACCUUCUUCAACCCACCCAGCCUCAGGAGGCAAGGCUCCUACUAUGUGGGCAUGGUGACUUUCAGCAGCUCGGUUCGGCUUGAUGCUCUAGCAGUAAACCACUACAGACUGCAGCUGCGAUUCAAGUGUGGCAUCCAUGUGACUGAGGGGCCACUCUUUUUGGAUGUGCAGCGGGAUCCCAGUCAUGUCCAGUGUGCAGGCCGAUUUGCCAGCCCAGCUGGGGAAAUCAUUGAGGUGCCAGAGACGGUCACACCGGGGGCCCGGCUGUACACUUUGCUGCUCCCGGGCCUGGAACUCAAAGGAGCCCAGAUGAGCAUCACCAGUGCCCAGGACCCUUCAUACUUCCCUGGAUCUUUCUCCAUCAAUCAGCAGGGUUGGCUGCAGGCGCCAGCCCAGGGCCUCAAAGGCCAGUCUCAAAAGGUCUUCCAGCUGCGGAUCUCAGUGGCCUUCGGACAGGGCCAAAACUGCCAGGGGAUGCUGACAGUGAAGGUUUUGCCUGUCCCCUCCAGUCAGGUCUCCUUCCAGCAGCCGGCCCAGAACAUCACCAUCCUCGAGAACCUAGCCCCCGGAGAAAAAGUGAUUCAGGUCCGGGCCCAGGGCUUAGAUGUGCGCUACGAAAUCGUCUCCCCGGUGCCCUGUCCGUUCUACUCCAUAGGACACGCCGACGGCGUGCUCCGCCUCACUGCGCCGCUGGAGUUAGCUCGGGCCCCGGUAGCGGCGUUCACCAGGCUGCAGGUGAAGGCCUUCGAGAGACUCCGCCCGUGGGCCAGCGCCGAGCUCGAUCUCACCGUCAGUGUGCGGUCGGUUAACCGCUGGCCUCCGCGUUGCCUCCCGGCGCUGCUGGUGGCUCAAAUCCCUGAGACCGCGCCCGUGGGCACUGUGCUGAACACUCUCACUUGCACCGACCCUGACUCUGCCAGCACCACCCUCGACUACCAGUUGUGGUUUCACAGCCCUCCCGGCCGGGCUAGCCUCUGCCUUCGCGACAGGGUCCUGGAGGUGAACACCACGCUGGACUGUGACACUCCAGGGGCCUGUUUCCAGCAUACAGCCUCCAUUCUGGUGUUUGAUGAUGGUCAGCCUCCCAUGACCACUGAGGUGCCAGUACUGGUGAUGGUGACACCCAUCAAUGAGUUCUCUCCAACCUGUGCCCCACGCACGUUCCGGGUUCGUGAGGAUGCAAGGCCCCAUGCACUGCUGGGUUCUGUGGUGGGCGUGGACAUGGAUUACCCACAUGACAGCAUUGAGUACUAUGCUUCUGGCAGGCCUGCCACCUUUACUGUGGACCGUCUCAGUGGGGAGGUUCACCUCCUGGGAACUUUGGACUAUGAGCAGCAGAGGUUGUACAGGCUCACUGUCCAGCUGAUUGACCAUGGCCAGGACCAGGACCCCACCAGCCACCGCUCAGGCUCCUGCACCAUUACUAUCGAAGUUGAGGAUGUGAACGACCAUGCACCUGAGUGUGAGCCCCCAUACCAGGAACUCACCAUCCACACACCCCCAGGCCGUAGUGUGGAGGUGAUCAAUGUGUCAUGCCGAAUACCCCAGGAGCCACAGCGCCUCACCUUCUCCUACAGCAUUGUAGGAGGGAAUACCCAGAGCCGAUUCAGCCUGAAAGGUGCCAUGCUGGUGCACAGCGACCCUGUUCCCAGCACCCCCUGGUCACAACAGCCCAACACCUACGAGCUGUUGAUCCGCGUGACUGAUGCAGGUCCCUCCAUCCCCCACCUCAGCACCACAGCCACCAUCAUUGUGCAUCUGGUUCCCUGGAGGGCCAGCACAGUGGCCACGAGCACCCACAGAACCACAAUGCCCUCAAUGAUGACACCCCUGCUUGUGACAGACACAAAGGUUUUCUGGCAGCCGGAGCCCUGGUUUGUGGUGGUGCUGACAGUGACUGGUGCCCUUCUCCUCUUUGCUCUGGGCUGUCUCCUCAGCAGGCUCCUCAGGGGCGUGGCCCCGUUGCUACAGACACCAAACAAAUCAGCCCAGGAUUUGCUGCUGAACAGCAUCCAGGGAACUGAGGGGUCCACUGAGGGGUUCAUGGAGGCACCAAGGAUGGAGACACCCCAGCAGUCUUUUGAUGGCAGAGCACAGGACCCCCGUGAGUCAUUCUCUUCCCAAACCGGUCUCUACCUGGGCCCACCUUCUCUCAUCCCAUCUCUAUAUCUCCUACCUCUGGGCAUCUGCCAUUUACCCUUUCCCUGAGUAGGGUCUGCUCUCCCCACUCAUUCUUCAGCCAACGUCCCCCCCGACUCAACCCUCAGCCAAUGUUGACUAAACACCUUUGGUGCCAGGAGAUGACCCAGAUCUGGUCUGGUCCCUACCCAUGGGGAGGGGAGGAUAUAUAGAGAGUCCCCCAGCUUACUGCAGUGUUAUUCGUGAAUUAUGGCAUAGUGAUCUGGCACUUAGGAGGGUUGGUAUCUAUUUUGGGGGUUCAUUUUUGGAGAAUCAAGGAAAUUUGCUGUGCAUUUGAGCCAGGCCUCAGAGGACUUCCUGAGAUGAGAAGGGAAGAAGAGGACAAGUUGGAUCCCAAAAGAAGUGGGGGGGAGGGUCACACCAAGGGUCCUGAAAUGCCUCCCCCUGCGUUCAGCGGAGGAGGCCAGUCCUGCUGAGCCAGUAUUGCUCUCUCUUUCUCAUCACCAUCUGGGCUCAGGUACAGGCAGAGAUUACCUGUUCAACACGUGCACAGGAGCCCGGCGCUGGCUCUGAGGCCAACCAGCUACGUCACUAUCAGUGGAAUUUCUUCUUCACAUGAUCAUGGGCUGGGUUUUCAAGUUGAUUCAGUAAUAAACAAAAUUACAAACAGAAAAGUUCCAGCCUUAUAAUGUACAUGUGGGAGAAGAUCUGAGAUUCCUUGUUCUCACUUGGAGAAUGCAUUACCUUAUGGGCACGCUCUAGGGAGUAGUAGGGUUACAGUUAUUUUUCUUUGGAGAAGGCAUUGUAUGGUACUCUGAUGGAUGUUCCACGAAGGUAAGAGGCUGUUAUCCUUGUCAGUGACUGAGGGGGCCUCCAGCUGCCUGUCCCCUCAGAGGUCACCUGCUCUGGCAGGUGGGGAGGGCCCAGGAAUUUCUUUUUCCCACAGAGAGGAGGACAUUGUUGCUGCUUGAGCAUCCUCCAGGGAAGUUUGCUGACUGUGUGCUUUAUCGGGAGGGAUCUGGAACUUUUGCCCUGAGGUGAGGGGUGGUGCAGACUUGAGAAUCCUGUGGCAUGGCAGGCCAUGGAGGGGUUGAUGGCAGUCCUUUCUGUGGGGGUGUCCCGUUUCUUCCUUAUCUCUUCUGGUUACUCAGCUUUUGAUGCUUCUGGCAUUGAGCUGAGCUGUUGCACAUAGCCAUGUAGCCUACAGUAACCUACAGGAGGGCAAAUCCCGCUUAGCUCCAUACUCAGCCUGGCAUUAGUCUUGGAUUACUGCCAGUUCUCCAAGAGGACGUGCUCUCUGGGUGAGGCUACCUUUAAACUCAGGCUGCGGCCCAGAGGUUCUUUCCGAAAUGCUUAACCACGGCGCCAACCAGGGCUCCAUGGUGUCCCUAGGUUCUUUCAACCUUUCAAUCCUCUGCCGAGCCUGUGGGCCUGAACCCUUUCAGGGCACUGCAGACUUUACUUCUGAGCCAGUUAUGGUAUUCCAGACUGUGGAGUAACAGGCCAGGGGAUAGAAGCUGCGUAUCUUCUGGGAGGGGAAAAAAAGGCUUCACAGGGCUUUCACUAAAGUGAGAGCAUCAGAACAGGCAUCAGGGACAGCAACCUGGGAGCAUGCUGUUAUAGGAAGUGGGUGCAGACGGACUUUUCCUGAGCACUUACCCUGCUCUAGAGAUAUAAGAUUAAAAAAAAAGAAAAAGAUUAGGGGAUCAUUAAAUCUUUACCAUCAUCUCUGAGGAGCUUGACUGUUACCCUCAUUUUACAGAUGCAGCAACCAAGGCUAGGAGAGGAGACUCAAAAGUCACAUAGCUAGCUAGUCCCAGUACUUGGAUGUGGACCUGGUGGUGCGACUGUAUCCGGGCUCCUAAUCCUGGAGCCAAGCCAGGUGUUUGUUGUGGGGGACCAGGGUUGACUGUACUCCGAGGACACAUAGUUCAGGGCAGGCUGCCUGACAGGCAGGUCAUGACAGUCGAGGGCACGAUAUGCUGGCAUAGGAACGCAAGAUGCUUAGGGCAGAGAGGAGGAAGUGCUUGCUGUGUGCCAGGGCUUGCUCUGGGGCAGAGCUCCAGGCAGAAAGAACAGCGUUGGUACAGAGCCAAGGGCUGCUGUGCACAGCACAGAAGGCUGCGCCUCAGGACUGGUGAGAGGCAAAGCUGGGGAAGCUGCUGGGAAGAGAGCUUCUAGCCUGGAGCCAGUAAGAGGAGGUGCGAGACCUAAAGCUUUCACUAACAGAGGUAGUAUGACCUUGGCCCGGCCUCCCCUCUCUGAGCCUCAGUUUCCUCGCCAAUGAACUAGGGACAAUCCCCCGCCUCCUAUGGCAGGUGAUUAAAAAAAAAAAAAGGCAAAUAGCAUACAUAGAGCAUUUCCUAGGCGUGUGCGCCUGUGUGAAAACAUGAUGCAGCCCCGAAAGGGGACCACGCACGCAAAGAAGCCAAGAGCGCUAGGACUCCGGAGUCGCUGACAAGAGCUCUGCAAACAACUCAGAGCCCGGCGCGCACGCGCGUCACAGUCACGUGUCUCAGGCGUUCGGCACGGGCCAAGGGAGGGGGCAGGCUCUGACUGACAGGCCAGUCGGCCUGUCAGCGGGAAUCACUCUUCGGAGCGGCGGGCGCAGAGGCCGUUGAUUGGGAACAGCCGCAGUUAGGGGAGGGUUCUUUGCAGUUCUGGUUGCUAUGACGCCCGGCCCCCGCCCCCUCGGCCGGCCGCCAUCUUGUUGUUGAUCCGUACCCAGUGGGCAGCGCCGGGAGCUGGACGGAGCGGCCGGAUUUUCAACUCAUUGAAACAACUGUCAAGGUCCAUUCAGGAGACGGAAACUGCAUAGUAAAUUUGAACAGAUGUAUGUAAUCUUGCCAACUCUACACACCUAAUUUAGAAAAUAUACUCAGUAUUAAAGAAGUUGCUAACUACUUUAACUGUCUUGAGAGAAAAUUGGCGUCACAAGGAGGGUGUUUGAGCACAAAGAUAAAGCUUUUCCCACUGGACAUAAGAAUAAGCUGAACAGACUCUGACAACUGGCUUUCAGCUCUCCAGGACUUUCUAUCCAGUUCUCCUUUUGUGGCCCAUGUGCUGCAUCCUCUGCCCUCAGUGUGCAGCCGGCCCCCAACGCAAUGU